AUGAUCUCUCUAUCCACCGGAGGUAUUGGCACCACUCCCAGGGGCAGACCCAUAGACCUGGCCAGUCUUGCUGUGGGUGUGGUCUCUCCUCUCUAUAACUAUCCACCAGGAAUCUGGGAUCAGUCUGCAGAGCAACACCAACUCUUCAUUGCCUUUGGUGGACACGACUUCAACAUGACAACUAUACGUUCCCUUGCUGUGAUUGCUGCCAGUCUGUUGGUGGUUCAGGUCAUCUCACUCACUACAGCUCAAGGUGCCUUUCCAGUCUGUGACAAGUCUCCAGAAAUUGGCCAUUGUAAGGAGUACAGCCAACGCUAUUACUAUAAUAAGGAGGCGGGCACUUGCAAAACUUUCAUCUAUAGCGAUUGUGGAGGAAACGAAAACAAUUUCCGUACUGAGGAAAACUGCGAGAACGUGUGCAAACCAGAAGUGUUUAGCCUUUCGAGGCAAGACUGUUACUUGUCUCCAAAAAUUGGUCCAUGUAAGGCGUACGUAACACGCUAUUACUAUGAUAAGAAGAAGUCAACUUGCAAGAAAUUCAAGUAUGGUGGCUGUAAAGGAAAUCAAAACAAUUUUCCUACUAUGCAAGAUUGCCUAAUCAACUGCAUGACAGUCCAUGGAAUCUCCUCGAUAUGGCAUCAUCAUCGCCAUGAGAUAUUAUCCUUGGAUGACGAGCAUAUGUUCUCCUAAGUGGAGAAUGUUUGACAUUGAAGAGAUUUGGAAUGUAUUGCGUUCCUUCUAAAAUAUUGUAAGAGGUUGUAUCUUGUUUGAGCUUUCCUGGCUCAUUCGAGCGUCAUCCAUUGUUCAACCGUUAAAUAAACAAAUUAACUCAGCAUCA
Molecule: messenger RNA, 838 nt
Organism: Rana temporaria (common frog)
Lineage: Eukaryota; Metazoa; Chordata; Amphibia; Anura; Ranidae
Product: BPTI/Kunitz domain-containing protein-like
Exons: 4
Coding region: 1-690 (229 amino acids)
Molecular function (GO): serine-type endopeptidase inhibitor activity
Source: RefSeq, a predicted model, not a curated record